Helobdella robusta is the source of this 1032-nucleotide messenger RNA. RefSeq lists its product as hypothetical. Gene Ontology annotation, biological process: protein N-linked glycosylation. Gene Ontology annotation, molecular function: alpha-1,3-mannosylglycoprotein 2-beta-N-acetylglucosaminyltransferase activity. The annotation marks the transcript as partial. The record is from RefSeq and is a predicted model, not a curated record. Lineage: Eukaryota; Metazoa; Annelida; Clitellata; Rhynchobdellida; Glossiphoniidae. Gene Ontology annotation, cellular component: Golgi apparatus. The transcript has 9 exons.
GUCAUCCCCGUCCUAGUCAUGGCGUGCAACAGACCUUCAGUCAAUCUCAUCAUCAACAGGCUUCUAUUGUUGCGACCUUCACUGAACUUUCCAGUAAUCGUGUCGCAGGAUUGUUCGUCGCAGCCGACCACCGAUGUCAUCAAGUCGUUCGGCGACAAGAUCGUCUUCAUGCAACAGCCGGACCUGAGCGACUUCAAGCUGCCACAGAGGCAGGACCACAUGCAGGGCUACUACAAGAUCGCUCGCCACUACAGGUGGGCCCUCAACCAGGUCUUCAGGAAGUUCAAGUACAAAUCCGUCAUCAUCGUCGAAGAUGACCUCGAAAUAUCAGACGACUUCUUUGAAUUCUUCAGUGCAUCAUACAUCAUCUUGAAGUCCGAUCCGACCUUGUGGUGUGUCUCCGCCUGGAACGACAAUGGCAAGGAUGGACUCGUUGAUGAGGACGGUGGAGACCUGCUGUACAGGACGGAUUUCUUCCCGGGCCUUGGCUGGAUGAUGACCGCUGACGUCUGGUCCGAACUCGAACCCAAGUGGCCUAUCACGUUUUGGGAUGAUUGGAUGAGGAAUCCAGAACAGAGGAAGGGGCGAGCGUGCAUACGACCGGAGGUUCCAAGAACCAGCACCUUUGGCAAGAUUGGAGUCAGCAAAGGCCAAUAUUUUGACAAGCAUCUCAAGUACAUCAAACAUUUCAAGAAGUUUGUCCGUUUCACGGAGUUGGAUCUCUCCUAUCUAUUAAAAGAGAAUUAUGAUGGGCUGUUCACAGGCCAGGUCUACUCGUCACAUCUGAUAAAUUUCAACGACCUGGAUGAUGUCGCUUCGCUAGCCAAGCAGGCAUCGUGCCGCAUCGAGUACAAUGAUGAGAAAGAGUUCAUCGUCAUCGCUAAGAAACUUUCCAUCAUGGACGACUUCAAGUCAAACAUUCCUCGUAUGAGCUACUUGGGCAUCGUUUCCGUCGUCUAUCACAAAGUUCGAAUAUUCGUCUGCCCUCGACAGCCAACCGUCAACUUAUCGACCCCACCUUCCCUCAGCUGA